UUCGCGAUGUGGCACAGCACAGGGGUCUCUCUCCCGUCUUUUGCAUUCUAUAAGCUCUCCCAUAUACUAUGUCCUCCAGUACAGAGCGAAGAAGGAGCGAAAGCGCCAAUUCAAGGCGUACGCCCACUCCACCUCCCGUCGACGACACGCCCCUCGCCGCCUUUUUCGCUCAAUUCGCAGCAUUCUCUUUCAACGAAAGCCAAUCCUCAAACAAGAACUUCGACCGCCUCGUCAAAGUCUUGAAAUGUGACGUCGAAGAUGCUCAGAGGCGCAUAGUAGUACGAGAGGGAUUCAAAGACGCGCUCGUUCAGGAAUUCAACACGCAUUUCGGGACUGACGGAAACGACAUUUCGAACUGGCAGAAUUUGUGCCGCGUGCUGAGAAUUGAUCCUGUUCCGGAUUCAAUUGAGGCGUGUCGUCAGCGCGUUUGGGACACGCAUGUCAACCUUGUAGACCUGGUUGAUUCAGCAAGGACUGGAAAGCCUGUAAAGCUGUUUGCGUCCUUGGGAGAGUUGACAGCAUAUACUCUCCAGCAGAAGCCGAAGAAAUUCUUUCCGAAGGAGAAUGCGUAUCAAGGCGGGUUACUGAAGGAGUUGCUAAGAGAGAUCAUAAACCCGUACUUUGGGAAACGGAGGAACGGGAGUGCGAAGAGAAAGGAAAGAAAGAGGAAACAGAAGGCCGCAAGGGCGGCAGCGGCAGUCGACUUUUAGUGGUGAAGACUGACCGGAGCUGUCCCUUUGAAUUCGUUUCGCAACAUUCGCUCUCAUUACGUUCUCUGUACUAGUAGCAUGCGCACUAUGACCUGUCAACAGUUUGUAAUUUAUCUCGCAGAUGAAAUGAAAUGCACGUUCAAAUCCGCA
This is a messenger RNA of Suillus plorans, 860 nucleotides long. RefSeq lists its product as uncharacterized. The transcript has 3 exons. The record is from RefSeq and is a predicted model, not a curated record. Bases 69 to 710 code for a protein of 213 amino acids. NCBI's taxonomy places the organism in Eukaryota, Fungi, Basidiomycota, Agaricomycetes, Boletales, Suillaceae.